AUGGAAUUGCCGGUAAAGGCGCCGGUUCCCGGCCACCGGAAAACCCCUUGUAAGAUAGAAGCCAAAAAUCUGUCCUACAAGUUGUGCAGCAGCUGGAUUGAUGGAUUGAAUUUUAUGUCCUGCAUUCAGACACAAAAGAGAGCUCCAAAGUUCAUUUUGAAGGACAUAAGCUGCAGAGCUAUGCCUGGGGAGAUCACAGCAAUUGCAGGUCCUAGUGGUGCAGGAAAAAGCACACUGCUGGAAAUUCUCGCAGGAAAGAUACCGCCAAGCAAUGUCAUUGGUCAGGUUCUUGUCAAUGAUCAAACUAUGGAUGCUAAAAGUUUUCGGAGGAUUUCGGGAUAUGUUACCCAAGAUGAUGCUCUAUUCCCUCUUCUCACUGUUGAAGAAACACUUACAUAUAGUGCUCUUCUAAGGCUGCCUGGUGGGCGAAAAGAGGCCACCAAAAGGGUGAGAGUGCUGAUGAAGGAGCUUGGGUUGGAUCACGUGGCGAGUUCGAGGAUUGGUGGGGGAUCGAAUCGAGGAAUUUCGGGUGGGGAAAGGAGAAGGGUUUCGAUUGGAGUUGAUUUAGUUCAUGAUCCUGAUGUCAUUUUGAUUGAUGAACCGACAUCAGGAUUGGAUUCAGCAUCUGCUGUCCAUAUAGUCUCAUUGCUUAAAACAAUGGUUGUUAAUCAAAGUAAAACUAUUGUUCUAACAAUCCAUCAACCGGGUUUCCGAAUCCUUGAGCAGUUUGAUCAAAUUGUUUUGCUCUCAAAUGGGUUUGUUCUUCACUGUGGAUCAUUGAAUCUUCUUGAAGAGAGGCUUAGGUUUGCCGGUCAUUGCAUUCCUCGGCAUGUCAAUGUGCUUGAAUUUGCCAUUGAUGUUACAAGCAGCUUGGUCUUCCAAACAUGGGAAACUCUCACCCACCAGCAUUACAAGGGCAAAAAGGAUGCUGAUGAAAACAAAACAGAUGAUGAAAUGAGAAUCCAAUGCUGCACUAAUAUGAAGGAAAAGCUCCUUUUCUACCCAAAUUCCCAAUUUGAAGAAGUUCAGAUUCUAGGACAGAGAUUUUGCAACAACAUAUUUAGAACCAAGCAACUGUUUGCUGCAAGAAUAAUACAGGCACUAGUAGCCGGAUUGGUACUCGGGACUAUAUUCCUGAAUGUGGGCAAUGAUGCAGGAAAGGUUGCUUUACAAACCCGACUGGGGUUUUUCGCAUUCAGCCUCACCUUUUUACUGUCUUCCACAACAGAAGGCCUGCCAAUUUUCUUGCAAGAGAGAAGAAUUUUAAUGAGGGAGACUUCCAGAGGAGCCUAUAGAGUAUCCUCUUAUGUUCUAGCAAACACACUGAUCUUCCUUCCUUUUCUCUUGUUGGUCAGUCUUCUCUACACCACGCCAGUUUACUGGCUGGUAGGACUAAGGAAAGGCAUUGAUGGUUUUCUGUACUUCUCUCUGAUAGUAUGGAUGGUCAUGCUGAUGGCGAAUUCUUUCGUAGCGAGUUUCAGUGCUCUCGUACCGAACUUCAUCAUGGGGACAUCAGUAAUUGCAGGCUUCAUGGGAUCUUUCUUCCUCUUCUCCGGUUAUUUUAUAUCGAAAAACAACAUACCCAGUUAUUGGAUUUUCAUGCAUUACUUGAGUCUGUUUAAGUACCCAUUUGAGUGUUUUAUGAUAAAUGAAUUUGGAGGAGAGCAAGGGAAGAGAAGAUGCAUAGAGAGUGCAGGAGUGGAGUGCAAAUUAUAUGGGGAUGGAUUCUUGAGGCAGCAAGGCCUGAAAGUGUCACAGAAAUGGAGCAAUUUAGCUGUGAUGUUGGGUUUCAUCGUUGGGUACAGAGUACUUUGUUUUUUGAUUCUGUGGUACAGAUGUUACAGAACCAAAAAUUAG
Malania oleifera is the source of this 1857-nucleotide messenger RNA. RefSeq names its product ABC transporter G family member 10. The coding region runs from base 1 to 1857 and encodes 618 amino acids. The record is from RefSeq and is a predicted model, not a curated record. Gene Ontology annotation, cellular component: membrane. Gene Ontology annotation, molecular function: ABC-type transporter activity; ATP binding; ATP hydrolysis activity. Lineage: Eukaryota; Viridiplantae; Streptophyta; Magnoliopsida; Santalales; Ximeniaceae. The transcript has a single exon.